AAGUUUCUCCUUGUCCACCUGUCAUGUCCUAACAGCCCACGGGAGUAGGCAAUAGUACGAGUCUACAUAAUACAUGCGUUGUUCGACAGACCUUGCGGAUCUAUUGUCGCUCGCUCUACAUACUUAAAGACACUUGAAAGGUUGCUCAGGUGCUGCUAUCUUGUACAACCCUCCAUCAUGCCUCAUGCAUUGACCCUAGAGCAAGACGUGCCGAGUUUCGACGGCAAGAAGCUCUUUGUGAACGAUGGUUUGCUCCGACCGAGUCAAGUGGGAAAGCUGAAAGAGUCAUCUCCAGAUCUGCCCAUGGAAGAGCUGCGCCGGCGCUACAAUGAAGAUGGGUAUGUGUACCUAAAGGGCCUACUGCCAAGGGACAAUGUCCUGAAAGCCCGCGAAGAGUACUUCAAGAUGCUCGCGCCAAGUGGCGUCUUAAAGCCUGGUACCCAGCCAGUACAAGGCGUUUUUGAUUCCGAAAAAGAUGCUUCAGACUUCCCUGGCAUUGGAGCUGGUGCGGCUCCAGGAAACGGGAAGCCUGGAGAAGCAACCGCAGAGAAAUUCGUCGGCCUCGCGCUCGAGGCGCACUAUGCAGAUUGGUACAAAGAGACAUUCUGCAAGCAUCCUGUGCUGAAGGACUUCAUCGCCCGCAUGACAGGGUGGGGCGAUAAUACUCUAGGUGUUCGCAGGAGUUUGCUGCGCAACAACACACCAGGAAACAAAGCUAUCGGCGUACAUUAUGAUCAGAUAUUCCUCCGUCACGGUGAGCCUACCAGUGUCACCGCCUGGGUACCAAUGGGAGAUGUGAGCUUGACUGGAGGCGGUCUUAUCUACCUGGAGAAUGGCCAUACAUUAGGUCGCGAAGUGGAAGCAGACUUCAACCGUAAGGCAGAAGAAAGUGGUUUGAGUGAGGAGGAAACAAAAAACGCAUUCAAUCAGAAUAUGCUGUCAACGGGAUUGCUCGCCGAUGGACCACGGGAGUAUUCUGAUAGCUUUGACAGGCGAUGGUUGGUGACAAACUACGAAGCGGGGGAUGUGGUACUGCACACUCCAUACACAAUACAUGCAUCCACGUUGAACUAUGACCCGGACAACGUGAUCCGAGUCGGUACUGACCUGAGGUUCGUCGACGGCAGCAAGCCUUGGGACACGCGGUGGGACAAGGACUAUGAGUUCAAUGAUGGUGUGUAGACCUGUUAGUCAUGUAUAUUCAUCAUGAGCUUGAUCGAGCUAGGCAAACGGCUCGUAUAUAGAUAGCGUCGCAAAUGAGUGUAUUCUAUAGCGUCCACGAUGCAGGCACAUCUCAAAGCUUCAAUGCACCUCUU
Molecule: messenger RNA, 1316 nt
Organism: Alternaria alternata
Lineage: Eukaryota; Fungi; Ascomycota; Dothideomycetes; Pleosporales; Pleosporaceae
Exons: 4
Coding region: 178-1182 (334 amino acids)
Source: RefSeq, a predicted model, not a curated record